This is a messenger RNA of Thunnus maccoyii (southern bluefin tuna), 1242 nucleotides long. RefSeq names its product heterogeneous nuclear ribonucleoprotein A1. Gene Ontology annotation, molecular function: RNA binding. Lineage: Eukaryota; Metazoa; Chordata; Actinopteri; Scombriformes; Scombridae. The transcript has 5 exons. Bases 57 to 539 code for a protein of 160 amino acids. The record is from RefSeq and is a predicted model, not a curated record.
CUCCACAACACCUUCAUUUGCAUUUUGAGUCAGUCUCUACUUGGAAGAGCCGGUCGAUGAGCAUCUCAGUAAUGACCUCUGAUAAGAUGGAAGUGAACACAGCACCUCAGAGAAGAGUGUACAUCAGUCUUCCAAAGAAAUACAUGGCUAGUUUGGCUAAACAUUAUGAACUGGACCAUGGAUUGGUUAUAAAAGAUCUGAACCCUUACUUAAAUGAAGGAUAUGUACAGGCUUACUUCAGAGAAUGGGGAACCAUCACAGCGUGUAAGAUUAAGAAGAACCCGAACUCAGGGAAUAAUAAGACACUAGCAUAUGUGAGGUUUGCUACUGAGGAAGAAGCAGACAGAGCAGACUGGGCUGGUCCUCACUUUCUUGGAGGCUCCGAAGUGGAGGUGAAACGAGUUGUUAGUCCAAAAAUUGUGGAGGAUUCAGAUGAGAAGAACGCGGCAGUCACUGCUUUGCCUCAACCACGCCGUUCAAUGGGUCUGGGCUACAUACUCGAAGAUGCUCAAUGGUUGGAUGAUGAUAUGGAUGAAUAAACAAAUUGCAGCUCUGCAACUUUUUUCUUUGAGUUAAAAAUUCCAAAUUGAUGUGUACAUUGUAGUGGACAAACCCAGGAGCAUAGGAAGAAGCUGAAUUCUUUUAGAAAUGUAGUGGUGUUUUGGUCUGGCAGUCUAUCUGUAUAUCUGUAUUGUGAGAGAGAGAUCUAAACAAUGGUUAUCAUUUGAUGUAUUUCUUGUAUAUAUUUUACAAAUGUUUUCAAAUUAAGGGGUAAAUGUUAGUCUGUCAGUCAGUACCUGCUCUAACAUAUCAACCUUCUGUGUAGGCAAGCUACUCUGUUCAACAGUUAGUUUAUGUUGUUGUACUUUUGUCUGAGCCAGUGGUAAAACAAAUCAUAGUUAUUUAUAUUUCUACGUCUCUUUAAUGUGUUGAUCUGACAAACCUUUAGAUGACAGUGUUGUUUGUUGUCAAUUCAAUAAGACAGUAAUGUCACUGUGUUAUUGUGACAUGUUUGUGAAGAAAUCCUAUUCCUAGACAAGCUGAACUCUUGAACUUAUUUCUAUUUGAGGGUUGUUCACUGACCUUUGGGGUUAGUUACAGAUAUCUUCAACAUAGGCCUACUGGCUUAGAAACUGUGUGGAUCAUGAGGUACCUAGACUGAGCUAAACUUGAACUCUGACAUCAUCUGUAUGACUGUACUUGUUUGUAAGAAGGCAUAACAGUUUGUGGAAAUGUCCAUUU